AUGCAGCCCUUGGUGACUAGACGCUCGUUUUCCACGAUACCGAUCUUUAAUCGAGGAACCAAGAGGCAACAGCGGAACAACAUCGCGCUUUUGGACAAUAGUAACGAGUACGAGUAUCUUCAGGACGAGGUCGCUCGUCGCCUCGUCGAUCGCUUGGAGGAUAUUGAGCGCGAGUUCCCAUUGGCACUGGACUUGGGGUGUGGCAGUGGCCACCUAUACAAGAACCUGAGCAUCGACCACGGGCUAGGAGGCAUCAAGAAGCUGGUCCAGUGCGACUCGGCGGAGAAAUUGCUUCUACGCGACAACUUGGAGACGAACACCUUGCUGGAGACAACACGUCUGGUAGCAGAUGAGGAGUUCCUUCCAUUCCCGAGCCGCCACUUUGACUUGGUAAUGAGCUCACUAAGUUUGCACUGGGUGAACGAUCUUGAAAGCACGUUUCACCAGGUGCUAGACACGCUGAAGCCCGAUGGUGCAUUCAUUGGUGCGGUGCUGGGAGGAGACUCAUUGCAGGAACUGCGGUACGCUUACGAUAACCAUAUUGUGCAUAAAGUAUCCGCGCCCUAA
Molecule: messenger RNA, 567 nt
Organism: Peronospora farinosa
Lineage: Eukaryota; Oomycota; Peronosporomycetes; Peronosporales; Peronosporaceae
Source: the annotation of a GenBank genome assembly